AUGGACGACGAAGUUAUUUUAUUCUGUAACCCCCCAAUCGGCUUACAUCCAAUUGUUAGCAGAUGGUGGUCUCUAUCAAAUGUCGUCAUGAAUACAGUAACCCUCGUGCUUUUCAUCUUUCUCAUUGCAAUUUUCCAUCAUAGAGGACGAAAAGAAAGAAGUGACACCCGAAAACUCAUGAAACGAUUAAAAGUUUCCGUGGUGGUCUUCGUUUUCUCGUGGUACAUGUGCACUCUCGGUGUCGAUAUGUUUGCUGCUUUAGGAUUCACUGGCUCCGCUUUGGCCAUCUUUCAAAGUAACAUGGUAUUCUUCGCACUUCUAUGCUACACACAACCAUUCUAUGUUAUCAUGUGGAGAUCUUCUGAAUAUCGGAUGGCUUUUGUAGAGUUCUGGAGUUACUUCAGUUGGUUCAAAGAAUCGGGAACACGGAAGUGGCUGGAGAGAUCUGCAAAGGUUCAUACGGCAGCGUCCACUUAUGAUUGUUCAAAAACUUGA
This is a messenger RNA of Caenorhabditis remanei, 495 nucleotides long. RefSeq lists its product as uncharacterized. NCBI's taxonomy places the organism in Eukaryota, Metazoa, Nematoda, Chromadorea, Rhabditida, Rhabditidae. Gene Ontology annotation, biological process: G protein-coupled receptor signaling pathway. Gene Ontology annotation, cellular component: membrane. Gene Ontology annotation, molecular function: G protein-coupled receptor activity. The transcript is spliced from 2 exons. The record is from RefSeq and is a predicted model, not a curated record. Bases 1 to 495 code for a protein of 164 amino acids.